AUGAAUCACCAAGAUCUAACGUCUACUCAAGGCAAAAAGAGAGACCAGGACGAUCUUGCCAAGGAAGCACAAGAUGAGCCCUCAACUGGUGUUGGCUCCUUCAUGGAGCGCCAGUUCAAUCUCACAGAACGUGAGGCCAUGCCAGCUGCGAAGAAACAAAAGAUCGACGACGACAACGAUGCUACGAAACACAAGGCAACUUUCAAGGGCGGCAAGGGCGGUGUGAUUGGUCAGUAUCUUAAGGAGCAACGUGACCAAGGCGCCCGCGAAGCAGGUCCACCCGCGGCCAUCGAUCUCACUGCAGAAGACGACGACAUUGAGGUGGUGUCAGUGAAGACGACUGGGCUGGAUCCCAAGCGUGAGAUCUGUCUCGGCUCAAUCACCGCAAAGGUCAUGGCACACAAGGUACCUGCCGCAAACAGAACUCUGAGCAAGUACUCGACGAACUGGCCGCCGGCCAAGAUGUCGCUACAACCUAGAGUGGGCCAGGAGAAGGUAUACCUUGCGAUUGACGGCAAAGGUGUUGAGUUCGGCAAGCUGGACAUCAUCACCGUCGAGGCUCUUGCUCCUCUUCUCAAGAAUGCUCACCUCAAGUUGCGCCUUGCACCACUUCUCAAAGAGCGCCCCAAGGACCCUGAAGAACAACCUGGACAGUCUAUUUCGAAAUCUCUGGACAUUUCGAUCACUCUGUACAGCACCGCCGACGCUGCUAAAGGAAUUGGAAGACGUCUUAGCCAGCGUCAGGUUUUCUUGUACAAGCCCACCGUCGUUCCACAUGGCACCGAAGUCCUCAACCCGCACGUUCCCAACUACAAUGUCGUUCCAAAGAGCAUUACAUCCGCCACCGUGGCAGCUCAGUCAACCACUGGAUACCGAGUUCGCACUACCGAGGAGAUCAAGAGCGACGUUCUGUCCAUGUUCGACAAACUCGGAAAGACGGAGGAGCUCCCCGAAGCUGAAGCUGAUUCAACACUUGUGAAGACAGAGCUUAUGCAGCAUCAGAAGCAAGCCCUCUGGUUCUUGACGAAGCAUGAGACACCUACACCACCUGAAGAGGAUCCGCUCUGGAAGUCCGUAGUUCGCAAGGACGGUACUACAGCUUGGUACAAUGUGAUCACCGGCGAUGAGAUGAAGAAAAUCAGCCCUAUACUGGGUGGUCUUCUGGCUGAUCAGAUGGGUUUGGGCAAGACACUCAGCAUUCUCUCCUUGAUUUGUGCAACUCUCAAAGAUGCAAGAGCUUUUGGUGCUGGCAAGAUGGACGAUGGUGACCGAGUCACUGAGGACGUCGUGCGCCGCUCUGGUGGCACUCUGCUUCUCUGUCCCAAAUCUGUCAUCUCAAACUGGCAGGAGCAGAUCGGCCAGCACUUGGAUAAGGCAAAGGUCAAAUACUACAUGUACCACGGCAACAAGAGAGAGCAAGACCUCGAUGUUCUCGCGAAGUACGACAUUGUUGUCACAUCUUACAGCAUUGCCGCCAGCGAGUACACGUCUUCGUCCAAGAACUACAGCGCACUUUCAGAAAUCGCAUGGUUCCGAAUUGUCUUGGACGAGGCACACAUGAUUCGUAACCAAGACACUGCUACUUUCAAGGCUGCUUGUGCUCUGGUCAGCAAGCGCCGUUGGGCGGUGACCGGUACUCCUGUGCAAAACAAACUCGAUGACUUCGGUGCUCUCGUCAAAUUCUUGAAGAUCUACCCGUUCUCCAGCAAAGGUAUCUUCGAGAAGCAUUUCAUGGCUCCUUUCAAGUCAGGUGAUCCUCAAGUGCUUGACAACCUUCGCCUUCUUGUGUCCAGCAUCACGCUCAGACGUUCGAAGGACAGAAUCGACUUGCCUGGUCGUGUUGAGGAAAUUGUUCGUCUUCCCUUCUCGUCUGAGGAGCAGGCUCUUUAUGAUGCAUUCGCCAAGGACGCAAACAGGAAGGUGCGCGCCAUGACACGCGGCAGCGACCGUCUGAGAGGCAGAAGUUACGCUCACGUUCUGGUCAACAUUACCAGACUCAGACUGCUUUGUGCACAUGGAAGAGAGCUGCUCAGCGAGGAUGACAUGAAGGUGCUUCAGGGUACUUCUUAUGAGACUGCGAUCGAUCUGGGCGAAGAAGAGGACGCUGAGAAGCCCACUAUGACCAAGGAGCAAGUUUACGACACCUUCCAUCUCUUGCGCGAGAGCACCAUGGACGUGUGCUCCUGCUGCAUGAACGGUAUCGGCCAGCUUGAACCUCCUGCUGAUAAUGACAGCGACACAUCCGACAGUGAAGAUGAGGCUGAAGAAGACAUCAUCGGCUAUCUCACUCCAUGUCUGCACUUAGUCUGCCCAGCUUGCGCCGACAGAUACUGGGGCGAGCUCAUGACCACACAGACUCGCGACAACUACGCCACCUGCCCUCAAUGCGAGCAAUACGUCAGAGCAGUUAUGCACCCUAUCAGUCAAAAGGACGUCGAUGACGAUCUCGCAGCCCGCCAAAAGAAGAAGGGUCAAGUCAGAAGCAAGAAGGGCGUGGAGUACGGUGGCCCUCACACCAAAGUCAAGGCUCUGAUCGAAGACCUCCAGCGCCACGUCGAAACGUCAAAGGAACUUGUUGAACUUGGCGAAGCACCCAUCCGCAGUGUCGUCUUCUCAGGCUGGACAGCUUACCUGGACUUGAUCGAGAUCGCUCUCAAAGACAACAACAUCGGCUUCCUGCGUCUGGAUGGCAAACUCUCCGUCAGCGCCCGCACCGCCGUCCUUGACCGUUUCAAGACCGACCCUUCCAUCACCGUCUGCCUCGUGUCCAUCAAAGCCGGCGGCCAAGGUCUCAAUUUCACCGCCGCAAACAACGUUUUCAUGAUGGAGCCCCAAUUCAACCCUGGUGUUGAGAUGCAAGCCAUCGACCGUGUUCACCGUCUUGGCCAGAAGCGCGAUGUGGUCAUCAGACGCUUCAUCAUGGCCAACAGCUUUGAAGAAAAGAUUGUCGAGUUGCAGAAGAAGAAGAUUGAGCUGGCUAACCUGGCUACCGGAGGUAAAGUGGUUAAGCAGGAUGCCAAGGAGAUUUUCCAGAACUUGAUGAGUUUGUUCUGA
This is a messenger RNA of Aureobasidium melanogenum CBS 110374, 3054 nucleotides long. RefSeq lists its product as uncharacterized. Lineage: Eukaryota; Fungi; Ascomycota; Dothideomycetes; Dothideales; Saccotheciaceae. The record is from RefSeq and is a predicted model, not a curated record. The transcript has a single exon. Bases 1 to 3054 code for a protein of 1017 amino acids. Gene Ontology annotation, molecular function: ATP binding; ATP-dependent chromatin remodeler activity.